AUGGGGGAUGAUGUCAUAUGCAUCGAUUCGGAUGACGACGAGGAAGAUGAGGCAGUUUUUCCUCCUGCUGCUGCUGCUGCUGUUGCCGGAAGUGCAUUCAAUGCACGUGCAGCGUUUGGAAGACACGGGGGACGACACUGGCGUCAGCGGCGUCGAGCACAACGAGCACGAAAGUAUGACUCCACCAUCCUUAGCAACAACACAUCCCCACUGGCAAAACUGUUGGACGGACUACGCUCUCUGAGCUCGGAGAUGUACUUUGGCGAGUGGGCAGGAAAAUCGGGGCCAGAUUUUCCCUUCCACUCACUAGCACAGCGCGUUCGAUCGCUCGUGGCGGAGUUCCAGCGACACGACACCGCCGGACCACUUACCAUGGCAGCACGCACCGAAGGAUGGCGACAAGUGGUAAGAUUUUUAGUUCUGCUCCGAACGAUCGGGCUCACGGAAGUUUUGCCGAACGGUGCUGAUGAUGAUCCAGGAUGCGAUAAGCACCGUCGAGAGGACGAUAAGCAGUCAAUUGAGGAUGUGAAUUGGUUGCGCACAAGCCACAAAUCGAAGGUAAGUCAUCGGGCUGAACCGGGCCAUCUUUCUACCACCGUUUGCUGCAGUCGUGUACAAGCGCGACAAACCCGUCGCUACCAGCUGACAGUGAUCGAUAUACUGGCGGACUACAUCCGGUUCCGGUGUGAAUCGGUCGCCCUGCUGCAUCCACCGAUCCGGCCGGCCGCACUGCUGCGGGAAUGCAACCGAAUCGUUGGCAGUAUGUUCGUAAUCUUUGACGGUAGCGUGGAGCUGAUGACUCUGACCCUGCUCCGCCUCAUACCGGACCGGUCAACGCACACCCUGCUACUGUAUCCUGUGUUUGAGAACAUUCUUACCAGCGGUACGGCUCGCAACGAUUAUGACACCAUCCCCGGGUACGUCCGGAUGCUGCUUUGCUUCAAGCGCUGGAAGUCACUGGUAAGCGGACGGACGGAGAAAGCUUCGAUCGAUGCACACGCCAUUCGGCUGCUGCCCGGACGCUGUCCAACAGUUCAGCGCGCUUCCGAUCUGUCCUUCCUGCGGCUGCUUCCGACCGUACCACCAGGGCAGCGGGUCGCCGAAACGCGUUACCUGCUGGUCAACGAUCUGUUCAGCCUGGAGCAUUGUAUUGCACAGUACUUUCGGCACCAUCGCCGUACCCUAACCGGCCUGCCAGUGGACGAAUCAGCCAGGAAGCAAGGCGCCGACAGAAACAACUCCAUCCGUCAACGGCGUCUGGUGAGUCAGCAUUCGAUGGAAAUCAGAAGCAAUUACAUCAACGUACCGCUGCUGGCGGAGCUGAUCGAGCGCAAGAGCCAGCAUUGGACGCGAGCCAUUACGACGCCACCGGCCAUGCUAUCUUACCACCGCCAUCAUUGCCUCGAGCAGGAAGUGCACUCCAUCAUCGAAAGCUUGCGAUUGAUAUUUCGCAACCGGGCCGAAUUCAUCGAGCUGACGCUGCUGCGCGUGAAAACUCAUCCCUCCUGCGUCACGCUGCUCGGUCCCGUUUUUGCCACAUUUCUUGGCACAGCGGCAGCGGCAAGCCCGACAAGCAACACCACCACCACCGGGCUAACCAUUUAUCGAUCAAACGAUGUGGAAACGUACGGUCGGCUGAUGCUUUGCUAUGCCAAGUGGAAGUCACUGUACUGGACGGCGGACUGUGGCCGGGACGAACCGGCCGAAUGGGCCAGUAUCGAUGCAGUUGCCCUGACGCAACUGCCGUACGAUUUUCCACGACCCAUUUGCCCAAGAGAUGCCCGGCUCCGACGCAUCUUUCCGAGCGGGCUGGCAUGGCCAAACGGUGACGUCGGUGCAGGGGUGCUGAAGCCAACGACGGAUGGGAAGCGUAACAAUGUGACAACACGCAUUCUUCUCCGAGCGCUUCCCAAACGAUCCGAUCUGCAGGAGUUAUGCUUGCAAUUUAUUCAAGCGUACCGUUGCGGCUCGGAUGCAGCAACAACAACACCACCAUCCAUGCACGACCAGCAGGACGCACGGUCUCACACGACAAACUCAGCCGCAUACAAAUCAACGUCCCCUAGCUCGGAACGGUCACUUCGAUGGCACUCGAGCGACGCUGUAUCCGGUCAGCCUACCUUCCAGGCGCACAACCAGCACACCGAGCAGCAAUCGGAAAUGAAACCGAUUAUUAUUCUAGACAGCGACGAUCCAGACGAAACGUCCAGCAAUGCCCAACAUACAAUGCCGGCCAAAGAAAACGAACAUACUAUUACGGCACAAAAUUUGCUCCACUCUGACACAUCCGCAUCUCACCCUACCUUGUUGGUGUUACGUCCAAUGGAAGCUUCCGUGGCAAAGAACGAUACAUGCACCGCAAAUGGAAUGGACCAAAACUCAUCCAGCACACCAAGCACCGAUGAGUUCGUUACCGAUACUGCUGUGCCUCAGCAGCAUCCCGCAUGGCCACCGUUUGCGGAAUGUUUUCUCAACACGCCUCCGGCAACGCCACAACACGAAACGCCUCCGGAAGUGGUUGACGAGGAACACCGACGAGCGGUGCUAGUCAAAAAGCCGUUCCCGAGUUCCAGCUGGACACGUCUGAAGGGAACGAUUCGAUUGAUAGGUCGGCGGAAGAAACGAAUCUCGGCGGCCGGUAUCGUUAAACGUGUGCUGGGGAAAUUUUUCGCCCACGACGGUUGGUGGAAUUUUGCCGACGUUCUAGCCGCAAAACUUCACAGCUCUACCAGCGCUCGAUGCUCAUCAAUAAUGAGCGUUGGUCUGGCAGGGAAUUGUAUGUUAAAGUUGAAUGAAACUGUCACAACUGGUACCGUACCGGAGCUUUUACCGAACGGUCAGCCAGACGCGACAGACCGUGGGACGGUCAGCGGUGGUAGAUUGGCCCCCGGUAAGGAUGAUGACGAUCGUUCGAAAAACGAUGCCUUGCUACGCGAACUUAUCGAUUGUCUCGGUGCUGUUGAUACGAUGCCUUUGGAAUCGAAACAGGGUUACGUUGAUUUUGCCAUUUUGCCCGACAAUCCGGGAUACGGUGCGGAACGCAACCACACCGAUACCGUGGACGACCACCAGGCGUCUCCAUCGGUGCACGGUGGUUGCGUCGACACGUCCCCGCUCUUUGCUGCAGAUAGUGAUAAAUAUGUAUUGUUGUUCACAGAACUGGGACUCGUUUCCUGGCCAAUUGUAUAA
Messenger RNA from Anopheles maculipalpis, 3189 nucleotides. RefSeq lists its product as uncharacterized. Bases 1 to 3189 code for a protein of 1062 amino acids. Lineage: Eukaryota; Metazoa; Arthropoda; Insecta; Diptera; Culicidae. The transcript has 8 exons. The record is from RefSeq and is a predicted model, not a curated record.